Molecule: messenger RNA, 4211 nt
Organism: Pelobates fuscus (common spadefoot toad)
Lineage: Eukaryota; Metazoa; Chordata; Amphibia; Anura; Pelobatidae
Gene: ITGA4
Product: integrin subunit alpha 4
Exons: 28
Coding region: 161-3235 (1024 amino acids)
Biological process (GO): integrin-mediated signaling pathway; cell adhesion mediated by integrin; cell-matrix adhesion
Cellular component (GO): integrin complex; external side of plasma membrane
Molecular function (GO): integrin binding
Source: RefSeq, a predicted model, not a curated record
GAGGAUACAAUGUAUCCCUAAAGUUCUAAAACUUACCUAAUGAAGCCAGUGAGUGACUGCAAGCUUCCAGCCCUCAGCCAGAGGAAACAUUGAGUGGGGCUAACUCACACCACAUUACCAACCAAGGAGGCUGCAUCUGGGAAACUUGUCUGCAGGAAUAAUGAAGUGGGAAAAAGUUUGCAAAGCCCUCAGCCUGGGUCACAUCUGGAGCAUGGUACUCGAAUGGCUUCUGCUCACAGGACUCAUUGAGGCUUAUAAUAUAGAGGAAACUGAUUCUUUGCUGUUUAGGGGUCCCAAUGGCUCACUGUUUGGAUAUUCAGUUGUGCUGCACAGCUAUAACGACGAUAAAUGGAUUAUAGCCGGUGCUCCCAAAACUGACUGGUCUCUCAACGUUCGUGUUAGUAGCCCGGGUGCAAUUUUUAAAUGCAAAAUUGGAAAUAAUCCAAAUGGCACGUGUGACCUUAUGGAAAUGGGUAUCGAUACCGGAGCCGUGUGCGGGAAAACGUGUACGGCAGAGCCCGAUAACCAGUGGUUGGGAGUUAGCUUAUCUAGACAAGCAAAAGAUGGAGAAAUACUGGCUUGUGGUCAUCGGUGGAAAAAUACAUAUUAUAUGACCAGUGAGCACAAAUUACCCUACGGAGUCUGCUAUGCAAUACCUUCAAAUCUGCAGGCUGGCUUAAGCAAAAGGAUAUGCCCAUGCUAUAAAGAUUAUGUUAGAAAGUUUGCUGAGGAAUAUGGCUCAUGUCAAGCUGGGAUAUCAAGUGCAUAUCUUGAGGAUAUUAUAGUUAUGGGGGCUCCAGGAUCUCAUUAUUGGACUGGUUCACUUUUUGUGUAUAAUACGACCAGGAAUAAAAUAAUUUCCUAUGAGGACCGGACUAACACAGUCAAGUUUGGGAGUUAUUUAGGCUACUCUGUUGCGGUUGGACAUUUCCAAGCCCCAGACAGUUUUGAAGUUGUAGGAGGAGCCCCACAACAGGAGCAGAUUGGUAAAGCAUACAUCUUUUCACUUGGAAAGACUCAGCUGGAUGUUAUAUUCGAAGUAGCUGGAACAAAGAUUGGCUCGUACUUCGGUGCUUCCGUGUGUGCUGUAGAUCUAAAUGGUGAUGGCCUCUCAGACUUGUUGGUGGGAGCACCGAUGCAAAGCAAACUUCGAGAAGAAGGGAGUGUUUUUGUUUAUGUGAAUACUGGUGGUGGAGUGAUGGAAGAACUUCCGUUUGAACUUUCUGGAAGUGACUUAUACGCAGCAAGAUUCGGAGAGACCAUAACCAACCUUGGUGACCUCGAUAAGGAUGGGUUUGAAGAUGUGGCCAUAGGAGCGCCUCAUGAAAAUGAUCUUGAGGGAGCGGUAUAUAUAUACAAUGGCAGAAAAAGAGGGAUAACGCAGUCAUUUUCACAGAGAAUACAGGGGAAGACAUUUGGCAAUGGCUUACAAAUGUUUGGACAGUCAAUAUCUGCUGGGAUAGAUGUAGAUGGAAAUGGAUAUCAAGAUGUCGCAAUUGGAGCUUUCCUGUCGGACUCCGUGGUACUGCUGAGAACCAAGCCGGUGGUCAUUGUCAAUGCAACGUUAGUGAUGGCAAGUUCUGUAAAUCGGACGAAGGUCAACUGUAUUGAAAAUGGACAUCCUGCAGUGUGCAUGAAUGUAACAGUCUGCUUCAGUUACGAAGGGCUGGAAGUCCCAGGUCACAUUGUUUUACACUAUAAUAUCAGUUCAGAUACUAGAAGAAAGCCCGGGACACAUGCAAGAUUCUACUUUUUAUCAAACGGAACAAUGGAUGUGAUUUCAGGAACUAUCAACAUUCUGCAGCGGAUUGCAAAUUGUAAAACAUACCAGGCUUUCAUGCGGAAAGAUGUGCGGGAUAUUCUUACUCCAAUACACAUGGAAACCCGUUACCAUCUUGGAGAACAUAUAGUAUAUAAGAAAAGUAAGAGAAAUGUGCAAACAUUUACCCCACUCCAACCAAUUCUUCAGCAGCAAGAAGAAAGUGACAGUGUAAUAAGACAUGUGGUAACCUUUGCAAGAUACUGUGGUUUACCCAACUGCUCUGCGGACUUGCAGAUCUCUGGCAAAUUCUCAUUUCCAAAAGCUUUUGAAAACAAAACGUACCUUGUAGUUGGAGGCUCGAAGACUUUAAUGAUCAACGUUUCUCUGUACAAUGCUGGAGAUGAUGCAUAUCAGUCUACCCUACAGAUGCGACUCCCCAAAGGGGUUAACUUUAUAAAAGUUCUGGACUUGCCUGAAAAACAGAUAAACUGUGACGUUAAUGAAGAAGAAAAUCAGCUGAUAACAUUGUCUUGCAGUGUUGGUCUCUACUAUGUCGAUUCACAUUCAAAGCAAGAGUUUUCAUUCCUCCUGGAUACAAGUUCCCUCAGCAAAGCAGAAGAUGAUCUUACACUCAACAUUACAGCAAACUGUGAAAAUGAAGUAAACCAAGGCAUGUUAUCGAACAAUGUUGUGACUUUCGUCAUACCAACAAGAAAUGAGGUCAAUCUCAAUGUCAUUGGAAUGGUGUCUCCUUUAUCGCUUGUGUUUGGACCCUCUGAAGAGGAAAUUGUUGCCCCAUGUGUUAUGGAGAAGAUAUCAUUCACUUUUAAUGUAAUCAAUUCUGGAUCCAGUCUUGCUCCCGGUGCCAAGCUGGAGAUAAUGAUACCCAACACGUUUGCACCUAGCAAAAUAAAAUUGUUCAAUUUGCUGGACGUCUCGACUACUGCUGGACAGUGUUCGUUUACAAAUUAUUUUCGAGAAUGUGAUACGCCAAAGAAAAAUGGAACAAUGUUUGGGGAUCUAGUUGCCUUCUUUUCAAAACCUGAGAAGAGGGUAUUGUUCUGCUUUGAAGAUGAUUCUUCUUGCAUACACAUUUCAUGUUCGUUUGGAGACUUGGAAAGUGAAAAUGAGGUAAUCGUGGCAGUACAGCUUGAACUAAAUCUUCUACUUCUGGAAAUGGAUGAAUCUUCAGUGAUUGUGUUUAUGACAACUGCUAUGGCAGGACACGAGGCAAACCCAAAAGUGAUUAACAUGAACCCAAAUAAGCAAACACAUGUAUUCCUGGAAGCACUACAUAAUCAACAGCCCCAAGCACACAUAGUUAUUUUAAUUAUUUGUUUAAGCCUGUUGUUUGGCCUUAUUCUAUUUUUGGUGCUCACUUAUGUGCUAUGGAAGGUUGGGUUCUUUAAAAGAAAAUACAAGCCUUUAAAUUCAGAUAUAAGUUGGAACUAUGUAAACCAAGAUGAAAAAUAGAAGUAAUAUUUAUUGAAUAUUCUAAGAAUAAAAACUAUAUGGAUGUUUAAACCACAAAUUAUGAAGAAAACAUUUUUUUUAAUGAAAAUGCGAGAAAACGAUUCUGAAUAAAUCGAUCUUCAUUUCCUCAGGAUGAAAAACUAUACUUGGAGAAUUUUACGUUUUGAAAAUGCACUGUUCCCUAAAAAGAUAUAUAUACACAACGUCUUAUCUCAGGAAUUUAGAAAAAAAUUAAGCAAUAUUCAAACAAGUGAUAACUUAAUGAAUAUACACAUCUUAAAGAUUGUCUUGGCCAAAGAUCACUGUAAAAAUGAUGGGUCUUCAAAAGUUCUAUUUCACUUCAACUCAAAAUUCAAAAAACUGAAUUGAGCAUCUUACUAGCAAAAUAGAACUGUCAAAAUGUCCUUUGCACUGCAGCCAGUGCCGAUAAGAAGAGACUUUUUUUCAGAGACAAAGGAGAGGCGUGAGCGGAUGAACAUAGCUCUUUAAAGCUAUUUUGUUUCAAAACACUAAAAACAUCCAGUGGACUUGUGAACAAAACUGGAUGUAUCCAUAAAGAUCUGUUAUGUGUUACGUUAUGGUAUGGUUGUUGACUUGUGUUUGUAAUUAAAAUAUGUAAUAUUGAUGUUUUGGAAGAAAAUAGUAAGUUUAAAAAAAAAAAUAACUGCUGCAGAACUUGCAAUGUAUGUUUUUAAUUUUAAUUUGGAUUCUAAGCUGCUGUGCAUAAUGCGCUGUGAAAAAAAAAAAAUCAGAUCUAUUAUUAUGGUCAAAAUCUAUAAAAAUAACAGUUUCCUUUCAAAGGAAAACUCCAGAAAUUUUAACAAUGUGUUACGGAGAUAUGUUGCAUUUAAACAUACAGUACAACAAUAAACAUGUUCCCUUCUCAAUGUUCUCUCUUACAGCAUCAAAUCAAAAAUUCUACUGCUUCAAAGGGCAUUCUCUUGAACCAGGUUGAGAUUUUUAAGGCAAUCUUUGU